AUGGACCCGAAUGCCAUGAAUCCGAAUCAUUUUUCUAUCGCCUCGGGACUCUGGAGGCAAUUGGCGUCUGCGCAUGUUCCCUGUCAGCCCAAAGACGCGAGUUCUGGCAUUUCUGGCAAUAAUUCAUCACUGCGAAGAGGGCAUCCAUCGUUCUCUCACACUUCGAGGAGGCAGCGUCCACAAUCGCUUCUUUCUGGUCGCCUGGAGCGCAAGACUAGGGGCAUAUCUCGCUUAAUCUCCGAGUCCAUCCAUCCAUCUGACGUGCAGAACACGGCCCGUCCCCGUGCCAUGCAUGUCCCCAUGGAGGAACCUUCACGAAGUAGCAACUACCAUACCCCCUCGUCUUCAGAUGAUCGCAGAGAUCGAGCGGAAACAAUCAUGGCAGGUUCCAUCGUUGCGACUCCCAAGGAUUCAACUUCAACAAUUGAAAACAAGAGUUCUUCGGAUACAGACACGUCUCAGCCGUACAUUCCCGCGUGUGACAGUCACAUCUCUGUGAGGAAUGGCUCUUCAACCAUGAUUCUAGCGGAUUCUCCUGGAGACGCAAGGCACCUACCUCCGACGAAUGCUCCCCAUUUAGAAGACGCUAUGAUGAUGGAUAUUGAAGUGAUCAGCUGUUCUGAACCGGAAAACUCUCGUCAGACCGAGGCUCAGGUUGAUGAGCUGGCAAGAGAGGAUUCUGUCUCCAUAAAAGCGAAAAAUUGUCAUGAAAACGAAAAGACGCGAGUUGCUGCGUCAAACUGUGCCAAUCUCCUAGACAUUAGCCCUGCAGUUGCUAUCAAGCAACCUAACGCGAACACCGAGCAGGCCGCGAAAAAAUCCGUGGCCAAAGUCUCUAAGUUUAGGAAUUCCGCCAAGGUCAAAUCGUCUAGCAGUGAGAGCAAAUGCAAGAAGACGAUUCGCGAUCGGCCGAAUGCGUACAUGUUAUGGGCUGACAUAGACACGACGAAAUCCAAUACAAGCCGCUUAUUCCCGCUGCAAGCGGAAGCUGAACAGUUCUUAGCCGAUUUGAUGUCUUCUCUUCAUCGUAGAACGUAUGUGCAUGCCGAGGGAGGAAGCGAAGGUGACUCCCAAGACCACGAGGCAUCACAUCUCACUCCUGUAUUGGAUCCACACGAUGAAGGGGAGGGAGUAGAACUCGUCGACGAGGACAAUAUGAUGCAGGUCGAUAUGACCAUCGUCGACCGCACCACCGUCAAUGUUGUGCUGGUCCCUGUGGAUGGUCCUCAAGACGGUGGUUCAGGCUUCGCACAGCUGUGGUCUCCAUUGGUUGCAUUCCCGCUGAAUCAGCCCGCAUUUCAAUGGCAAUAUGAUUCUUCGCCACCGUCACAACUUUCCGAGCACGUCUGGGGGGACGAUGAACCAAUGAUGGUCGACGAGGUUUACCUGGGUUGUGAGGAACAGCUGGUAGGGGGUCCCUCUGCCGACAUCUACGUUGCAGACCACAUCGCUCGAGCCAAACCAGUCGACGAAUUUGAGCAGCCCAACAAAGGCAUCGCUCUUUCGCCGACUGCCGUUCCAUUCCCGCAAACACUACCGACAGAUGAGGCUGAACGUGGUGCUUCUGUUUCUGUGUCUGCAGCACAAGGGUGUCCUAUUCGUGGAGUUCCGUACAGUCCUCGCUACGUACAUGGAUCUUCCAAGUCAACAGGUGUCCUGUCGAACGAAGGGACGUUCGCUGGCGGCUCAGGUUGCCCUGAAACGCUUCGGGAAAUCCGAGAGUGGAGGCGUGUCCAGCGAGAUAUAAUAACGAGGAGAAGGGAGUAUAAUACAGAGCUCGUUGAGUUGACGAAGCUGGGUAUGAAUACUCUGGGUGAGAUGUUCUUCAUGCAAAUCCCGUUUGGGACGACGAAGUCGCCACGACACAGUGCUUCCGAAUUUGAUGGCAAUCCAGGCGUGUCUUCACUCCCAGAGAAGUUGCCCGUGUGCUGGGACCUGCUGAAAAAAAGUGCUGGUCAGGCAGUGCCUUUCAAUAACACAGAGCGUUGA
Molecule: messenger RNA, 1989 nt
Organism: Fibroporia radiculosa
Lineage: Eukaryota; Fungi; Basidiomycota; Agaricomycetes; Polyporales; Fibroporiaceae
Exons: 6
Coding region: 1-1989 (662 amino acids)
Source: RefSeq, a predicted model, not a curated record